ACGUAGUUCACCCCUUGCACAUGCGCAGACUGAUUGUGUAUUUUAGUAGCAAUCGUCUCGUAAGAAACAACACAGCAGUGUGUUCUUUAAAGUCUGCGUUAUGUGCGUUAUUUUUACGUGUUUAUCUAUUGGUCAUUAAGGUUUGACAAACUAAACGUUAUUCAGUCAUCGUUUUAUGAUUAACUCGACUCAGUGAACCUUGAAGCUUCUGAUGCUAACUUAUCCUGCUAGUUAGCUUAGCUUGCUAGCUGCUAGGCAGACACGAGUGUGACUGUAAAGUUUUGGUUAAAAAAAAUGUGUAAAAUACAAAUGCCGAGAGUAUUUGUGAAUCAGCGACUAACUGCGGCUGUGGAAGAAAUAUAUGUAGCGUUAUAAACUAAGAAAUAUGGAAGACUACGACAAGGAACUUUCAUCAAAAGAGGAGAACUAGCUAUAACGUCAACUACUGGACGCUGUUUUCAAGAAACAUCAAGUUGUGUUGCACAGAACAGACUUCUGUGAAGAACAUCUUCUACCUAGGUAGCAGGAGGGGGACCACCAGGAUGGACCAGGAGAAACCACAACCCCCCCAUAUUAAAAAGGAAGACGAGGAGCCACAUUCCGCCCACAUUAAAGAGGAAGAUGAGGAGCCCCCUUUCUUUAAAGAGGAAAAGGAAGAACACAACAUCAGUCAGAAUGGAAAUCAUCUUGAAGGAUUGGAGGAGGUUGAUGUCCCCAAGAUGCCAUUGAAUGUUGUCAUUGUGAAGAGUGAAGAUGAUGAGGUCAAAAGUGAAAGUGAGGAGAAAAGAGAGGUGGAGCCUCCAAGCAGCAGCUCAACUCAACACAUGACAACAGAAGAUGAUGGAGACCACUGUGGAGGAUCACAAGCAGACAAGCUCCUAGCUCCACUAUCAGAUAGUGAUGACAUGACGUCACACUCUCCUGACACUGAUGAUGAUACAACAGGUCACACUGACAACACACACUUUGAAUGUUCUCACUGUGGCAAAACCUAUAAUCACUGUCGUGAAAGACCUUUUUCUGGUUCAAUCUGUGAUAAAGGUUUUACACAAAAAAAUAAUUUACAAAUACACAUGAAAAAACCCACUGGUGAAAAACCUUUUUCUUGUUCAUUAUGUGGUAAAGGUUUUACACAAAAUAACCAUUUAAAUAGACACAUGAGAAUACACACUGGUGAAAAACCUUUUAUCUGUUCAAUCUGUGGUAAAGGUUUUACCGAAAAUUGUAAUUUGAAAGCACACAUGACAACACACACCGGUGAAACAUCUUAUUCUUGUUCAAUUUGUGCAAAAGGUUUUACAUAUAAUGUACAUCUUAAAAGACACAUGACAACACACACUGGUAUAAAACAGUUUUCCUGUUCCAUCUGUGGUAAAGGUUUUGCACAAAAGAGUGAUUUGAAAAGACACAUAACAACACACACUGGUGAAAAACCGUAUUCUUGUUUAAGCUGUGGUAAAUGUUUUACACAGAAUAAUCAUUUAAGAAUACACAUGAGAACACACACUGGUGAAAAACGUUUUAUCUGUUCAAUCUGUGGUAAAAGUUUUGCCGAAAAUAGUCAUUUGACAGCACACAUGACAACACACACUGGUGAAAAACCGUACUCUUGUUCAGUCUGUGCUAAAGAUUUUACUCUUAACAGUCAUUUGAAAAUACACAUGACCACUCACACUGGUGAAAAAAAAUAUUUUUGUUCAAUCUGCGCAAAAGGUUUUACACAAAAUAUACAUUUGAAAAGACACAUGACAACACACACUGGUGAAAAACAUUUUUCCUGUUCCAUCUGUGAUACAAGUUUUGCACAAAAUUGUGAUUUGAAAAGACACAUGACAACACACACUGGUGAAAAACAUUUUUCUUGUUCAAUCUGUGCUAGAAGUUUUGCACAAAAUGUAAAUUUGAAAACACACAUGGAAACACACGCUGGCGAAAAGCAUUGUGUCUGUUCGAUCUGUGCUAAAGGUUUUACUCGAAAUAUACUUUUGAAAAGACACAUGACAGUGCACACAGGUAAAAAACCCCUUUCCUGUUCAAUUUGUGCUAAAGGUUUUGUACGAAAAGAUAAAUUGAAAAGACACAUGCGAACACACGCUGGUGAGGAAGUGUGAGUUGCAGUGUGUUUGAUGAAAUAUUCUCUUUUAAAAAAACCGUGUAAGAAAUACAACAGAACAAACAGCAGCAAAUGAAACUGCAGGAUUUUUUAAAAAACUGUCAAAACUUUGAUUUUGUAGCAACAUUUACCACAUACAACGUGUGACAUCAUUGUUGUGUGUCUAACACAAUCUUUAGAUUUUUUUAGAUUAGUGUUUUAUGUAUAUUUUAAGUAUAUACAUUAGUAAACGGCGGUAUAGCUCGGUUGGUAGAGUGGCCGUGCCAGCAACUUGAGGGUUCCAGGUUCGAUCCCCGCUUCCGCCAUCCUAGUCACUGCCGUUGUGUCCUUGGGCAAGACACUUUACUCACCUGCUCCCAGUGCCACCCACACUGGUUUAAAUGUAAUUUAGAUAUUGGGUUUCACUACGUAAAGCGCUUUGAGUCACUAGAGAAAAGCGCUAUAUAAAUAUAAUUCACUUCACUAAACAACAUUGUGUGCAUUUAUUAAAAAAAUAAAUUUUCUUUGAUUGAAAACAUCUAGGCUUCACGGUGGCAGAGGGGUUAGUGCGUCUGCCUCACAAUACGAAGUUCCUGCAGUCCUGGGUUCAAAUCCAGGCUCGGGAUCUUUCUGUGUGGAGUUUGCAUGUUCUCCCCGUGAAUGCGUGGGUUCCCUCCGGGUACUCCGGCUUCCUCCCACUUCCAAAGACAUGCACCUGGGGAUAGGUUGAUUGGCAACACUAAAUUGGCCCUAGUGUGUGAAUGUGAGUGUGAAUGUUGUCUGUCUAUCUGUGUUGGCCCUGCGAUGAGGUGGCGACUUGUCCAGGGUGUACCCUGCCUUCCGCCCGAUUGUAGCUGAGAUAGGCGCCAGCGCCCCCCGCGACCCCAAAAGGGAAUAAGCGGUAGAAAAUGGAUGGAUGGAUGAAAACAUCUACUGACUGAAGCAUCAUAUUGUUUUGAAUACUGCUAUAUUCACAUUUGUGUUCGUUUAAAACAAACCCGAACAAAACAUGUUAGAUAAAAUAGGCUGUAUGUGUAGUUGGUUGGAACUGCUAUGUGUACAUUUGUCAAAUAACCCCACAAAUGCCACAUUUUCAUGCACUCUACUGUGUAUAUGUCACUUUGACUGUGUAAUGUGUGUCAAGCAAAUGUCGCACCAUGGUGUUGAGUGACUCAGAAACAUUAGUAAACGAGUUGAGACUUAAAAAUAUG
This is a messenger RNA of Nerophis ophidion (straightnose pipefish), 3303 nucleotides long. RefSeq names its product gastrula zinc finger protein XlCGF57.1-like. The record is from RefSeq and is a predicted model, not a curated record. The transcript is spliced from 2 exons. Gene Ontology annotation, biological process: regulation of transcription by RNA polymerase II. The coding region runs from base 543 to 2111 and encodes 522 amino acids. Gene Ontology annotation, molecular function: RNA polymerase II cis-regulatory region sequence-specific DNA binding; DNA-binding transcription activator activity, RNA polymerase II-specific. Gene Ontology annotation, cellular component: nucleus. Lineage: Eukaryota; Metazoa; Chordata; Actinopteri; Syngnathiformes; Syngnathidae.